UUUUUUUUUUUUAAAAAAAAAAUAUAUAUAUAUAUAUUUAUUAUAAAAUGGCAGCUACAGUUUAUAUUGUAAUCUAUACACUUUAUCAUCACAUUUACAAGUUAGCCAUAGAGAUUCAAAAGGGACUUGAAUCACAGGGUAUUAACGUAAAAAUGUUCCAAGUACCCGAGACUUUAUCUGAAGAGAUACUACAAAAGAUGCAUGCACCUCCUAAACCCAAUAUCCCCAUCAUGACAGUCGAUCAUUUAACUGAGCCAGAUGGUAUUUUAUUCGGUAUCCCUACUCGCUUUGGUACUAUGCCUGCACAGCUUAAAGCACUUUUAGAUGCUACAGGUAAACUUUGGGCUACGGGUGCACUCGCUGGUAAGUUUGCCGGUACCUUCUUCUGUACAGCCUCCCAACAUGGUGGCCAAGAAACGACUGCGUUAACAACUGUAACCUAUUUCGCUCAUCAUGGUAUGAUCUAUGUUCCAUUUGGUUUUGCUAGUGCUCAUCUUUUUGAUAACUCUGAAGUUGUGGGUGGAUCAGCUUACGGUGCUGGUACAAUUGCUAACGGUGAUGGUAGUCGAGAACCUACUCAAAAGGAGCUUGAGGUUGCUCAUACUCAAGGAGAGAAUUUUGGUAAAAUUGUUAGUACUUAUGUCAAAGGAAAGACGAUUUAAUCCUAUCAUCAAUUUUUCUUUUUCUUUUUCUUUUUCUUUUUCUUUUUCUU
Molecule: messenger RNA, 712 nt
Organism: Cokeromyces recurvatus
Lineage: Eukaryota; Fungi; Mucoromycota; Mucoromycetes; Mucorales; Mucoraceae
Product: NAD(P)H:quinone oxidoreductase, type IV
Exons: 2
Coding region: 48-662 (204 amino acids)
Molecular function (GO): FMN binding; NAD(P)H dehydrogenase (quinone) activity
Source: RefSeq, a predicted model, not a curated record